AUGGCUCCCUUAAUACCAGAUUCCCUACAUACACAGAGCCGAUGCUCGUCAUCGCGCUUGCCGCCUUCUAGGCCUCGCUUGAAGUUGCAAUGGUUAUUCUUACUGGGCCUCGCCGCGAUCUUUUCCCUAUCGACGGCGACAACACCUCGGGUGACACCUGCAGACGGCGUCGCUGCUCCCACUGACGCCUUGAUCAUCGAUAACGCUAUACCAGUAGCGGUCGACGGCGGAUCGCCUUUGGUGUUAGCCGACGGCGAAAUCGAUUUGCGCAAGCGGCAGAAGAAGGAUGAGGAGGAGAGUACGCCGGCACCAACCACAACGCCUUCUCGGACCGCUCGCGCCACCGACGACGGCUCGUCUAGCAGAAUCUCCUCAAACGCGGGCUCCACGCGGACAGGCUCCUCAAGCACAACGACGAGCACCACACCCUCUCCUCUACCCUCCCCCUUCGACAGUGGUAUAGACUUCAACUUCACCAGCAACGGUGGAAAGUCAUGCCCCAAGUUCCUAAACGAUCUGCUCACCGACGAGACCUUUAAAGGGUGUUACCCCGUGUCUCUGAUGCUCGAGACCUCGAGAUCCUGGUUCGAGGCAACCAAGGAGCUGCCAAGCAUUGUCAGGGUCCUCGACGCCGCUUGCUCUGCUGAUGUUGACUUUUGCACCACCUUCCUCAAGGAUAAGGCGAAGGAAUUGAUCUCCGAUGAGAACUGUAGCCAGGAAUACAACUCCGGCCAGCCCAACAUCAUGCAGGCGUACGUGGGUCUGAGGGCGUAUAACGUUCUCUACAAGGCAACUUGCCUCCGGGAUGAAGAGAAUGACGACAUGUACUGUUUUGCGAACGCCGUAACGAACACAAGCACACCGGCCAACGCCUACUUCUACUACUUGCCCCUGAACAAGGCAUUACCGCAGGCGGCGAACCCGGCCUGCAGCAAGUGUCUCCAGGACACUAUGGCCAUCUAUCAAGCUGCCGCCGCGUACCGGAAGCAAGCUAUUGCCAAUACCUACGUCGCCGCAGCUGAAACCCUCAAUUCCAUUUGCGGACCGCAGUUCGCCAACGAUACCCUACCCGCUGAGAUCCAAGAUGCUGCCGGUCGCUUUGCGAUAUCAUCUCUGGCUGUCUCGACGGCGGUGUUCGCCGUGGUUUUCACCUGGCUAUUAUAG
Molecule: messenger RNA, 1164 nt
Organism: Scedosporium apiospermum
Lineage: Eukaryota; Fungi; Ascomycota; Sordariomycetes; Microascales; Microascaceae
Product: C6 transcription factor
Exons: 2
Coding region: 1-1164 (387 amino acids)
Source: RefSeq, a predicted model, not a curated record